This is a messenger RNA of Penicillium taxi, 408 nucleotides long. RefSeq names its product 60S ribosomal protein eL27. Gene Ontology annotation, cellular component: ribosome; cytosolic large ribosomal subunit. The record is from RefSeq and is a predicted model, not a curated record. The transcript has 4 exons. The coding region runs from base 1 to 408 and encodes 135 amino acids. Gene Ontology annotation, biological process: translation. Gene Ontology annotation, molecular function: structural constituent of ribosome. Lineage: Eukaryota; Fungi; Ascomycota; Eurotiomycetes; Eurotiales; Aspergillaceae.
AUGAAGUUCAUGAAAGUGGGCCGUGUGGCCAUCAUCACCCGUGGCCGUUUCGCCGGUAAGAAGGUCGUCAUUGUCCAGCCUAACGACAACGGCACCAAGGCACACCCCUUCCCCUUUGCCAUCGUUGCCGGUAUCGAGCGUUACCCCUCCAAGGUCACCAAGCGCAUGGGCAAGAAGCUCGUCGACCGCCGCUCCAAGGUCAAGCCUUUUAUCAAGGUCGUUAACUACAACCACUUGAUGCCCACCCGUUACACUCUCGAGCUUGAGGGUCUCAAGGGCGUUGUCUCUGCCGAGACCUUCAAGGAGGUUUCCCAGCGUGAGGAUGCCAAGAAGACUGUUAAGAAGGCCCUCGAGGACCGCUACACCAGCGGCAAGAACCGUUGGUUCUUCACUCCUCUGCGUUUCUAG